AUGGCACCUCCAGUACCACCUACUCAGCCAGUACCAACAUCACAAACAGGCAGACUGCUGCACCGACCAAGAUGUCUAGAGCAACUUCAGUGUUCUGCUCAAAGUCUGUCCAAAGAAGCAUGUUUGACUGGUGAAUAUGAAGUCUGUGACAACAUAGACCUUCCAACUAUAGUUAUGGAGUAUGAAACAUACUACUAUCUAAGAUUUCAAAAGUAUCCUAAAAUAUGCAAGAAGGCAGUAGAAAAUAUAGAAUCAACAAAUUUCUCAGUUCCAAAAUCAAAAAAUAACUUUCAAAAGAAGAAAACAGUACAAGCCAACAGUUCAUCAUCAACUCUGAAUAAUGAAAGUAACUCCUUUGAGCAAAAAGAGGGUGGAAAAAAUGACUGUAAGCCAGAUAAGUUAGUUGAUGCUGAACAGUUAUCUAAGGAUUUGCAGUCAGAGAUAAAGGUAAUACCACUGCUAGUGGCAGACAACAGUAAGACAGAAGAGAAUAACUCCAUCAGGAGUAUAUUAUUGCAACCUCCACCACAUUUCAGUGGUGAAUAUAAAGAUCUGGCAGAAAUUAUUAUACAGGAUAUAUGGAUGAUGAACUUGAAUGUUCACUGGGAUGAUGUAAAGGGAUUAAAUAAAGCCAAAAGUCUGCUUAAAGAAGCUGUUGUCUACCCAGUUAAAUACCCAGAGCUGUUCUCAGGAAUUCUGUCACCAUGGAAGGGUUUAUUACUGUAUGGACCACCAGGAACAGGGAAAACUUUACUUGCCAAAGCUGUUGCAGCACAAUGCAAAACAACAUUUUUCAAUAUAUCGGCGUGCUCACUUGUUAGCAAGUGGAGAGGAGACUCAGAAAAACUUGUGAGGGUACUGUUUGACGUGGCUCGCCACUAUGCACCAUCCACAAUAUUUCUCGAUGAAAUCGAUGCUCUUGCUUCUCAUCGUGAUGGGUUACUGGAACAUGAAGCAUCUCGUAGACUGAAAGCUGAGCUACUUAUUCAGAUGGAUGGAAUUUCCUCAUCUCAUGACAGUGUCUUUCUAUUGGCUACAUCUAACCUCCCAUGGGCACUGGAUGCAGCAAUACUGCGACGGUUGCCGAAGAGGAUACUUGUGGAUCUACCAGAUGCAGAGGCCCGAAAAGCCAUGUUUCAGCACUAUUUGCCUCCAACAAUUCUCAACAAGCCACUUCUUCAGAGUGAUCUUAAUUAUUCUAAACUUGCUGAAGUCACAGAUGGGUAUUCUGGUUCUGACAUCAAAUUAGUCAGUCAGGAAACACUGAUGAAUGCAAUCAGGCCACUGUUCUCUGUCUUGGAAGAAUGUGAUUCUGGCACAAAUUUAUGUAAGCUGAAGGCCAAAGCUAUUUCAACAGAUGAUGUUAUGCACGCUUUGACAAAAACAAGACCUUCAGCAUCUCACCUUGUUUUGAAGUAUCAGAAGUGGCAGGAAGAUUUUGGAUCUGCGUAGUUAAAACAAAGCU
Molecule: messenger RNA, 1465 nt
Organism: Schistocerca cancellata (South American locust)
Lineage: Eukaryota; Metazoa; Arthropoda; Insecta; Orthoptera; Acrididae
Product: katanin p60 ATPase-containing subunit A-like 2
Exons: 8
Coding region: 1-1452 (483 amino acids)
Molecular function (GO): ATP binding; ATP hydrolysis activity
Source: RefSeq, a predicted model, not a curated record